AUGCCAAAAGUCCACCUGCUGGACUACGUCGCCGGCAACGUUCGCAGUCUGGUCAACGCCAUCGAAAAGGUCGGCUACGAGGUCGAAUGGAUUAGGAAACCGGAAGAUGUUCCCUCAGCAGAGAAACUGAUCCUCCCCGGCGUCGGCCACUUUGGUCACUGCCUCUCCCAGCUCGCUCAAGCUGGCUUCCUCCCCGCCAUCUCCGCCCACAUCGCCGCGGGCAAGCCGUUCAUGGGUAUCUGCGUAGGUAUCCAGGCUCUCUUCGAGGGCUCCCUGGAAGACCCUGACGUCCCCGGUCUCGGCGUCGUAAAGGGCCGCCUCAACAGCUUCGACGCCUCGACGAAGUCGGUCCCCCAUAUCGGCUGGAACAGCGCCAACACGGGCGGCGCGAACCUCUACGACCUCCGUCCGGACUCUAAAUAUUACUACGUCCACACAUACAAGUUCCCCUACGUCCGCGGCGAGCUCGAGGCCCAGGGAUGGACCGUGGCGACGGGCACCUACGGCACCGAGACCUUUGUCGGCGCCAUCGCGCGCGGCAACAUCUUUGCCACGCAGUUCCACCCCGAAAAGUCGGGCGCCGCAGGUCUGCGCUGCCUCCGCGCCUUCCUCGACGGCUCCGGCGCGGCCUCGCUGGCCGGCGGCAACUCCAUCAUCACCCCGAGCGCCGAGGCGGUGCCGUUCCAGGACGGCCUCACGCGGCGCGUCAUCGCCUGCCUCGACGUGCGCACAAACGACCAGGGCGACCUCGUCGUGACAAAGGGCGACCAGUACGACGUGCGCGAGAAGACGGAAGGCGGCAACGUCCGCAACCUCGGCAAGCCCGUCGAGAUGGCGAGGAAGUACUACGAGCAGGGCGCCGACGAGGUCACCUUCCUCAACAUCACGUCCUUCCGCGACUGCCCGCUCGCCGACGUCCCCAUGCUCGAGAUCCUCCGCCGCACGUCCGAGACCGUCUUCGUGCCGCUGACCAUCGGCGGCGGCAUCCGCGACACGGUCGACACGGACGGCACCAAGGUGUCGGCGCUGGAGAUCGCCACCAUGUACUUCAAGUCGGGCGCCGACAAGGUCUCCAUCGGUUCCGACGCCGUGCUCGCGGCGGAGGAGUACUACGGCGCGGGGCGCAAGCUGUUCGGCAACACGGCCAUCGAGCAGAUCUCCAAGGCGUACGGCAACCAGGCCGUCGUGGUGUCGGUGGACCCCAAGAGGGUGUACGUGCCCAAGCCGGACGCGACGCGGCACAACAUCAUCAAGACGUCGACGCCGGGCCCCAAGGGCGAGGAGUACUGCUGGUACGCCUGCACGAUCAAGGGCGGCCGCGAGACGCGCGACAUGGACGUCGUCGAGCUCGCGCAGGCCGUCGAGGCCAUGGGAACCGGCGAGAUCCUGCUCAACUGCAUCGACCGCGACGGCACCAACAGCGGCUUCGACCUCGAGCUCAUCUCCCAGGUCAAGGCCGCCGUCAAGAUCCCCGUCAUCGCGUCCAGCGGCGCCGGUCACCCUAUGCACUUUGAGGAGGUGUUUGAGAAGACGACGACGGACGCCGCGCUGGGCGCCGGCAUGUUCCACCGCGGCGAGUACACGGUGAAGCAGGUCAAGGAUUUCCUGGCGUCCAAGGGGCUUAAAGUGAGGCAGUUUGAGGAGGACAUAUAG
Molecule: messenger RNA, 1653 nt
Organism: Colletotrichum truncatum
Lineage: Eukaryota; Fungi; Ascomycota; Sordariomycetes; Glomerellales; Glomerellaceae
Product: imidazole glycerol phosphate synthase hishf
Biological process (GO): L-histidine biosynthetic process
Molecular function (GO): imidazoleglycerol-phosphate synthase activity; oxo-acid-lyase activity
Source: RefSeq, a predicted model, not a curated record